This is a messenger RNA of Mya arenaria, 591 nucleotides long. RefSeq lists its product as uncharacterized. Bases 1 to 294 code for a protein of 97 amino acids. NCBI's taxonomy places the organism in Eukaryota, Metazoa, Mollusca, Bivalvia, Myida, Myidae. The record is from RefSeq and is a predicted model, not a curated record. The transcript has 3 exons.
AUGUUUGAUAGUCUGAUUGCCAACCUCAACUCCGAUAAAUGGUUAGAGACGGACAUGGCUGCGAAAAACGACGAAUGGAAGGAAUACCAUGUAAUGCGUCAUCACCGUUUUGUGGACAACACGACACUCGUUGUCAUGGUAGCACCGGAAGAAGGGGAGGCUAGAAGUGUCGAGGUCAAGGACUGCAAACAAGGAUCCUUAAAAGAGAUUGGCCGGAUCGAACUUUUGCUCAACGCGGACGAAACUGAGGUCAUCGGCAUUGACCUGAACGGGGAUGUUGUUAUCCGAAAGUAGAUACAACUAUAAUUACUUUUUCAUGUUCGUUUCGAUCCGAAGUGAUCUAUAACACCAUAUUGUGAGCAUUAUCGAGUGUCAGUGAGAACAUAUGUGUAAAAUGAUGAAUGUUUGUAUCGCAUAUUAUAUCUAUUAUACUUCAUCACCAUCACCUUUCGCAGUCAUUCCCCUAACGUUUUUGCCGAUCAGACAUAUCUACGUGUCUAGUGUCAGCCCUUGGAAACAGCUUCAGUAGAUCAUUGAUCAUUGAUAUUUGUUUAUAUGUAUAUAAGUGUGUAUUUGACUUUUUAAGGUACU